This is a messenger RNA of Talaromyces rugulosus, 2277 nucleotides long. RefSeq lists its product as uncharacterized. The transcript has 3 exons. Bases 1 to 2277 code for a protein of 758 amino acids. The record is from RefSeq and is a predicted model, not a curated record. NCBI's taxonomy places the organism in Eukaryota, Fungi, Ascomycota, Eurotiomycetes, Eurotiales, Trichocomaceae.
AUGCGCUUUUACCACGCAGUAGUAGGGGCACUGCUGGGCGCUCUUUGCCAGUCCUCCCUGGCAGUCUCAACCGAUGGUCUCCAGGACUUGGUCAAACGGCGACUUCCGGAUCACGUUGAUAGCUUUGCGUUUUCUCUGAAUGCCAGUUUCGGGACCCAAGACGGUGACUAUAUUCGCAAAAACGACAAUUUUGAAGUUUCCAGUGCCCCAAAUGGCACGAUUCUUAUCCACGGAAACUCGUUGAGUGCUUUAGCAACAGGUCUUCGGCGCUAUUUAACGGAAAUUGCUCACGUAGAUAUUUACUGGUUUGUCGGGAGUCUCCUCGACAAAGCUCCCAAUCCGUUGCCAAAAUUAGACACGCCACUGCGAGGCUCCAGCAUUGUUCCGUGGAGAUAUCACUUGAAUACAGUUACCUUUGGAUAUACUGCUGCCUUCUGGACAUGGGAAGAUUGGGAGCUAGAGUUGGACUGGGCCGCCAUCCACGGUAUCAAUCUGGCUCUCGCGUGGGUUGGAUACGAGCAUACUCUGCGAGAGGCAUUCAAGGGAGUCGGAUUGACGGAUGAUUUGAUUCUUCCAUUUUUCAGCGGCCCGGCGUUUCAGCCUUGGAAUCGCUUCGGCAAUAUCCAAGGGUCCUGGGGAGGUAGCGACUUACCUCUCGAUUGGAUCAACAAACAAUUUGAACUACAAAAGAAAAUUGUCGCACGUAUGGUCGAACUUGGCAUCACGCCUGUUCUUCCUGCGUUCCCUGGAUUUGUCCCAGAGGGUAUCUCGCAGGUCCUCCCGGAAGCCAACGUUACUACAGGCGCGACAUGGGGUGGGUUCCCAAAUAAUUACACGCAAGUUAAUUUCCUAGAUCCAUUUGAUCCUCUUUUUUCCGAGCUUCAAAAAGGCGUAAUCAACGAACAGAUCAAUGCGUUUGGGAAUGUGACCAAUAUUUACACUCUUGAUCAGUACAAUGAGAUCCUUCCAGCAUCAGGUGACACAGGUUAUCUCCACAAUGUAUCUUACAACACGUGGCAAGGCCUCAAGGCUGCAGACCCUUCGGCCAUUUGGCUAAUGCAAGGUUGGCUGUUUUUAACUAACGACUUCUGGACUGAUAGUAGGAUUUCAGCGUAUUUAGGCGGCGUGGAGGAUAACAACGACAUGUUGAUCCUUGAUCUCUUUUCAGAAACACGUCCUUAUUGGCAGCAGACCAAAUCUUACUACGGCAAGCCCUGGAUAUGGUGUCAAAUGAACGACUUUGGCGGUUCAAUGAGUCUAUAUGGACAAGUCAUGAAUAUCACAAUCAACGCAACUCUCGCUGUUGCCCAGUCCGAAUCACUGGUUGGCUUUGGGUCGAGUAUGGAAUCCGAGCAAGGGAACGAAAUUAAAUGGGAUUUGCUAUUCGAUCAAGCAUGGUCGGCAGACCCGAUCGAUCCGGUGGAAUAUUUCUCGAACUGGACGUAUAGUCGCUACACCUGGGGCAGUUACGGCGAUAUCCCACAAGAGCUAUUCACUGCUUGGGAAAUCUUGGCAAAAACAGCCUACAACAACACUAACUCAAGCACGGGUGUUACACCGAAAGCUAUACUAGAGUUGGCUCCAAGUAUUAAAGGAUUGACUGAUCUCGCAGGAUUUUAUCCCAAUCCGACAACAGUCAACUACGACCCUGCGGAGAUAGUGAAUGUAUGGAACCUUAUGGUGAAAGGCGCAAAUGGAAACACUUGGCUGUGGGAACAUCCAUCUUUCCAAUAUGACAUUAUCGAUGUCACUCGGCAAGUACUGGCAAACGCCUUUAUCGACUACUACAAUAAUCUUGUGUCAUCUUACACCGCCGGAUCCCACGAGAUUUCCGAGAAAGGAGAAAAUAUUCUUGACUUGCUCACCGACCUUGACACAGUCUUGUCGAAAAACAAAGCAUUCAGCCUGAAAGAUCGAAUUUCUUCGGCUCGUUCGUGGGCAGAGGACGUGGACAAAGACUUUUAUGAGUAUAAUAUCCGUAAUCAGGUAACUCUCUGGGGCCCUGAUGGAGAGAUUUCAGAUUACGCAUCCAAGUCUUGGGCGGGUUUGGUCGGGUCUUACUACCAUUCUCGAUGGUCGAUUUUUAUCGAGUACCUUGCAAAGACAGAUUUUGCACAAUACAAUGAUACUACUCUGUCUAGUCAGCUACGCGUGUUUGAAAAUCAGUGGCAAACCGAAACGUCUCUCAAGGCUUCGACAUCAGAAGCCAAUUCAACACUCGAAAGCAUUCUUCACCAGUUGAAGAAGAGCUGGCCGUCUAUUUUUGAGUCGUCUUAG